Molecule: messenger RNA, 1678 nt
Organism: Rubroshorea leprosula
Lineage: Eukaryota; Viridiplantae; Streptophyta; Magnoliopsida; Malvales; Dipterocarpaceae
Source: the annotation of a GenBank genome assembly
AGUUUUGCGAUUACGUUCUCUCCUUUGUCUGAAAGCAGCCGGGCUUGUUCUAUAUUUUUUUAUACGGAACAUUGAUGCUUGUUUCUUCGACACUUCCAUUGUUAACCACCAAAUGCCCAACCCAGUCGUCCCAAUCCCACGUUGCCAGAAAAGACACAGAGAAGAUGACAACUUCCGUGUUAUCAGCAGAGAAUAUAAGCUUUCAUUUCUCAAUUAGCUUUAUGGCUGGCGAUGCAGGAGGGAAGGAUUUGGAGCAGACCCCGACAUGGGCAGUGGCUACCAUCUGUGCAUGGUUUGUGAUUAUAUCUGCAUUGAUUGAACAUGGGAUUCAUUCUCUUGAAAUGUGGUUCCAAAAACGCCAGAAGAAGGCUAUGGCUGAAGCCUUGGAGAAGAUUAAAGUGGUAUUACUUACUGUGGGCACAAAAUACAUCGUAAAAAUUUGUAUUCCAAAAGCUAUUGGCAAAACCAUGCUUCCAUGCAAAUAUGAUGGUGGGAACGACAAUGGCGGUGACAAAGGCAAGGGUCACGGUGACGGUGGUCGUAAACACGACAGGCGGAAGUUACUUUCUUACGCUGGAGAUAUGAUAUGGCAUCGAGCCCUGGCAGCGACAAAUGAGAGCCCAGCAACCGACCGAACAAGUUCUUGCACAGGAGAUAAAGUUGCAUUGAUUUCAACAAAUGGGAUGCAUCAAUUGCAUAUAUUCAUAUUUGUUCUUGCUGUUUUACAUGUUCUCUACAGUGUGGUUACCAUUGCUUUCGCGCAGGCCAAACUGAAGAAAUGGAAAGCUUGGGAAUUGGAAAUAAGACCAUUGGAGUAUCAGUUGUGUACCGGUGAUUCUCUGCUUCUUUGUUCAAGAAUUUUCAAAAUAGUUCGAAGGAACCCAGCACCAACGCCUGGGUUCCUCGAACCCAGGCGCGGGUCGAGGCACCAGGCGUGCUGGGUUCGAGGAACCCAGGCUUGGGUUCCUUCGAACCCAGGACGCCUGGGUUCGAUGGAACCCAGGACGCCUGGGUUCGAUGGAACCCAGGACGCCUGGGUUCGAUGGAACCCAGGACGCCUGGGUUCGAUGGAACCCAGCACGCCUGGGUUCGAACGUUCCUCGAACUCAGGCGCUGGGUUUGAAACCCAGCGCCUGGGUUUGAGUCGAACCCGCCUGGGUUUUUUUGUUCUGUUUCUUUGUUGGCUUGCAGUCAUGCUUGAAUGGGAUUUAGAGUUUGGUGUGGUUUCUGAUUGCUUGAAUUUUCAGAUCUAGUUACUGUUGAUGUUGAUUGAAGGAAUGUGGUGUUUUUUCCAUUUUUCUUUGCAGAUCUGGUAUACAUUUGUAGAGGAAUUGAUUUUUUGAAUCAGAUUUAUUGAGUUCUAUUAGGGAGGAGGUUUGGGGAAGAAGUAAAUGGUGAUUGGAGUGGUAAUAGAUGAUCGGACAAUGAGGGAUGACCGGAGGGAUGACCGGAGUAACGAGGGAUGAUCGGAGUAAUGAGGGAUGACGUGGACUAGUUAUUUUCCACGUAAUUAAAGAUUUCAAACAAGAAUUGAUUUUGUGGCAACUUAACGUGCCAUCUGUCAUUUCCGUCAACGGAAGGACGAAAUUGGUCCCAAAAAUUGAAGUUCAAGGAUUUUUUUAGUACUUUUUGAAGUUCGAGGGUAGUUUUAGUUCAAAAAUGAAAGUUGAGGGACUGA